GUAUGUAUUAUCAACAGAAUAUCGUUUUUCCUACACACUCUCUUUAAGAGAAACAUGCCAUUUCAACUUGUUGAGAAGUCUAGUUCGAGUUUAGUUAUUCAUCAACAAUCUCAGUGACAAUACCACUCUACAAAAUGCUCUCAAGAUUUUCGAUAUUGCUGACGGUGCUUUUUGGAGUGUACUUUGCUGUUCAUACUGAAGAUUGUCAAACACCUAAGCAUUAUUCUGAAAUAGGAUGCCAAGCCAUAUUACAAGAAGGAGAUAAUUGUCCGAAACGCUUUGACUGUGAAACCAUUUUAAGAAGAACGGACAAGGAGUGCUUUUAUCAGGGAUUAUUGUAUAAUGAAGGUGAUAAUAUAUCUGAGAAUAUCACGAAAGGAGCCUGUCAAGCAGCCUGCUUUUGUCGAGAUGGGACUAUAACUUGUGCAAAUAUUGAAUGUCCUGAACUAUUUGGUACUUAUAAGAAAGGUUGUAUUCCUCAAAAUAACAUAGAUGACUGCUGUGCCUCUGAUUAUAUUUGUGCCGAGGAAGAUAUUAAUAAAUUGCCAUUAUGCUACAUGAACGACCGAGAAUAUCGUCUGGGAGAAAAGAUUCAUAUAUCAGGAUCUUGUUACAUUUGCAUUUGUGCCAACGGAUUCGACAACACCACUAAAAUUGAGGAAAAUCCACACUGCCAAUUGAUAAAUUGCGGCUUAGAGCUACAUUCCUCUGGUAACUUAAAAGCAGGAUGUACUCCAAUAUAUUACAAAAAAGCUACUUGCUGCCCUAUCGGUUGGAGAUGUCCUAAUGAUUCAGACAAGGUAAUAGAAGCUGAAGGACGAACAACUGACGGAGAUCCAAAUAUGGAGUGCACUUUUGGAAAUCUCAAACUUAAAGUUGGUAAUCAACUUUCAACAGAAGAGGGUUCUCCGGUAAUAUGUGAAUGCAGCAUUCCGCCUAUGGUUACUUGUAUCCAAAAUCCUGAUGAAUUACAGUAAUGUACUCCAAUAA
Molecule: messenger RNA, 990 nt
Organism: Phlebotomus papatasi
Lineage: Eukaryota; Metazoa; Arthropoda; Insecta; Diptera; Psychodidae
Product: kielin/chordin-like protein
Exons: 3
Coding region: 135-977 (280 amino acids)
Molecular function (GO): protein binding
Source: RefSeq, a predicted model, not a curated record